Molecule: messenger RNA, 3442 nt
Organism: Hippocampus zosterae (dwarf seahorse)
Lineage: Eukaryota; Metazoa; Chordata; Actinopteri; Syngnathiformes; Syngnathidae
Gene: tmprss2
Product: transmembrane serine protease 2
Exons: 14
Coding region: 1748-3199 (483 amino acids)
Biological process (GO): proteolysis
Cellular component (GO): membrane
Molecular function (GO): protein binding; serine-type endopeptidase activity
Source: RefSeq, a predicted model, not a curated record
UUUCACGUCAUAUUGCAGAUUUUAGGAAUGUUUUAAAAAUAGAUAUUGCUAUUCGUUGAAGCAGAUUUAUCUAUGGUUACAAUUUAAAAAUAUAUAUAUGACAUUGUCUGGAUACAAUCAUGUUGAUAUUCCUCGGUUGUUUCGAGUGCACGAAAGUGUCGAACUGUACUGGGUGUAGUAGUAGAUCUGGGUGGCCGCCAGAGGUGGCAAAAGUACACGCACAGUACAGGAAUAAAAAGUCGAAUAUACUUUAAUGUAAAAGUACCGGUAAUGAGGAUUUUUUUUUACUAUUAAAACCGUUUUAACUAAGUUAAUACAACAAUUACAAAAGUGUCUAUAUACACAAAAUAGGUUCCUUUUUUUAAUGACUAACAAAAGGUUCUAACUGAGAAUUGGAAAAAAAGAUGGUUCAUUAAAAUAAGAUCAUGUAUGAGGAAUAUUUAGCUUUUCUGAAUCAGUUGCCAUUAUUGUUCAGGGUCCCCAGUACAUAUUCCUCCAACUUGCUGUUUUUCUUUUUUUCUGCUUUCCAAGUCCCUCAGAUAUGAGAAUAGGUCACGAUCUCAGCUGUGAUUGUCUUUCAGUUUUACAUUCAUAUUUUUGUGUCGUGUCAUCACCUUGAAUGUAAAAAAUUGCAACCAGAAUGUCCUUUAUGUAUUUUGAACAAAUGAGUGUGGUCGUAUAAACGUAAGAUGUUCGACAUUUUACCCCAUCCCAGUGUGUGGCUGGGAAAACCGAUGACUCAGUCAGUAUACAUUAAAAAAAAACUAUUAAAAGCAGAAAUCCCAAGGAAAAAAUGUUUCUUAUUGUCUAACAACUAGUUACUACCUAGGUUUUCAUUUUGUUUGUGAUCAAUGUUUAAAAAAAUAGAACUUACUAUCACUGUAUGUGUUGUUUGUUUAAAAUGCUGGUUGGAGGUGUUGAGUUGUUAUUCGCAACAAGAACAUAAUGUCCCUUAGUCUCUCAGUGGAAAAAUGUCAUCUCUCAUUCUUUUCCAACGCAGUCAAACAUUAAGCUAAAUAUUAACAGAGUUUAAGUCCUUUGGCCACAAGUAUUUUCAGAGUUGACAUUUCCUCAUUUGUUUGGAGGUUACCAAUAGUUAUCGUUAUAGUUACCUUCUUGAUCGUUAAUUAAAAAAAAAAAGUGGUGGAGCGCUAACUUCAUGAUGAUGGGCCAAAACAUGUCAUAUCAAUGUUUCAUCCACAGGAAUACUGUAUGUACUUAUUAUCCCAAUUCCGGCAGUUAUGAGUCAGUUCAAGAAAUGAGUUUGAAAUGAUGCAUUUCUAUGUACGCUUUUUGGUUUGGUUUUGUUUGAGUGAAUGUAGAAGAUAUCUUUUUGUGGACCUAAAAUGUGGAUUUAACAGGAUUAAUAAAACCGGAACUGGUUGGAUAUCAAAUGCCGUUAUGAAUGGAUUUUAGCUGAUAAACUGGAGGAAUUGAGAUGACUAAUCUCAUUGGUAUUCUGGAUUUUAAUCGGAGAAUUAGGUGUAUCAAUAGCCGGCCUCAAUACCUGUUUGCUCAUUCCGUUUUUGAAGAGACAUUUGAAUGAAGAGACAAACAACAGGCUGUCUUGUGCACACAGUGGGGAAAAAAAAGGAAGGCGUGGUCAUGGCUGUUGAUUACUUUCCUCUGGGUGACUAUGAGACAGAACAAGCGGGAAAGGACAGCGAAAAACGGAGUGCUGGAGACAUUAAGAUUGCGAGUAAUUUCCAGACGUCCUUCAUGAACAAGCGGUGUGACCAGUUUCAACAUGAAUAAUAACCAGACAAAUGGUCCCACGUACGACAACAUCGGCUUCCAGCAUGAGGAAAGUCGACCCCCGCCAUUUGCCCCACAGCAAGGGAUCUAUCCUACUCUCCCUGAGCCGACUCCAAGCUACGUCGCCUUUGCUCCCAAACCGAUCAACACCCACCAAACGACGACACCUGCUGCGCCACAAAAUACCACAGAAAAUAAAGGAAAAACGAGGUGUGCAUGGAAACGUAUCCUGUGUGCAUCCAUAUGUGUAUUUCUUGUUCUGGUGAUCCUCACCCUCUUAUUGUGGUACUUCCUGUACUACCAGUGUGCACUGGGCAAGUCAUGCAGGUAUAGUCUGAAGUGUCUACGCACCUCCCAGUGGUGUGAUGGUGUCACAGAUUGUUCGCAUGGCGAGGAUGAGUCCAACUGCUUUCGCCUUUCUGGAAGCAACUUUAUGCUGGAGAGUUUCUCAUCUGAGAGCCAAUCGUGGAUUCCUGUAUGUGGUGACAGAUGGGAUGACAAUUUUGGGAAAGCUGUGUGUGGGCAGAUGGGUUACAAGAGGCAGGAUUAUGUAACCUCCAGGCAAACAAAUGUGGGCACUUUAGCCUUGAGAGGAUUCAUGAAGCUGAUGCCUGGCAGCAACCAUAAAUCGCUAAUACAGUCCCAACUCUCUUUCAGUCAAAGUUGCAAAGGAAAAUCUGUUGGUCUUCGUUGUAUGGAUUGCGGAGAAAGUUCUGCAUUCCUCAGCAGUCGCAUUGUAGGGGGUACGGAGGCUUCAAAUGGAGUCUGGCCAUGGCAGGUCAGUCUCCAGAUUUCUCGUCGAGGACACGUUUGUGGAGGCUCCAUUAUCAGCUCAUACUGGAUUGUAUCUGCUGCGCACUGCUUCCAAAGGUUCUCCAGUCCAUCAGUGUGGACCGUGUACUCCGGCGACAUAAGCCUGCUUAAAAUGAGCCAUUAUUACGGCAAAAAAGUUGAAAAAAUCAUCAGUCAUGAGAAGUAUGACUCUGAAACAUACGACAAUGACAUCGCACUUCUGAAGCUUGACACACCUUUGACGUUUUCAGAGAGAGUAAAGCCGGUGUGCUUGCCAAACUUCGGCAUGGAAUUCUUAGCUGGAGAUGCAGCAUGGAUUACAGGUUGGGGAUCUUUGCGAUCAUCUGGUCCAUCCCCAGACAAACUCAAUCAGGCUUUGGUGACAAUUUACAGCAGAGAGGCGUGUAACAAUCGUGAAAUAUUAAACGGGGCAGUUACAGAAUCGAUGAUUUGUGCUGGCAAACUUAGCGGAGGCGUCGAUUCAUGUCAGGGUGACAGUGGAGGGCCAUUGGUGGUCAAAGAGGCGGAUGUGUGGUGGCUGGCUGGAGACACAAGCUGGGGGAUUGAAUGUGCUCUGAAGAACAAGCCAGGGGUCUACGGCAAUGUACCCUACUUUCUUGACUGGAUAUAUUGGAAGAUGCAGGUACAGUGACUGAAUGCAGCAGUAAUGACAUGAGCCUUGAAGAACAGUGCAUAAUUAGCAAGCAGGUAUUUUUCGUAAGGUCAACAUCACAGUGCAGAGGUACCCGGUUCAGUUCCAGCUCCGGUCUCCCUGUGUGAAGUUUGCAUGUUCUUCCCGUGCUUGCGUGGGUUUUCUCCGGGUCCCUCCUACAUUCCAAAAACAUGCAUGACAGACAGAUUGAAGACUCUAAAUUGUCCAUAGGUGUGAGUAUGA